Molecule: messenger RNA, 1869 nt
Organism: Colletotrichum truncatum
Lineage: Eukaryota; Fungi; Ascomycota; Sordariomycetes; Glomerellales; Glomerellaceae
Product: serine/threonine protein kinase-like protein
Biological process (GO): intracellular signal transduction; protein phosphorylation
Cellular component (GO): cytoplasm
Molecular function (GO): ATP binding; protein serine/threonine kinase activity
Source: RefSeq, a predicted model, not a curated record
AUGGGCGAUCACCGCCGGGUUCCCGGCUCGGAGGAGCCCUCGGAGGAAAGAACGGAACCCUUCUCUCAGUCCGAGAUCGAUGCCCGCCUGAGGAGCAUUCGGGUGGAGGAGCCCUUGGACCUCCCCCAAGCCGACGCCGUCCCGCUGGACUUGUUGCGUGUCGAGGAGCAUCAUCACAAGCAGGGCAUCCGUAUCCUCGUCCGACCCCUCACCCGGAGCCGCUCCGUGAGCCCCGGUAACUACAAUUGCCAAUGGCUUGCCCUCCGCGCCGAGGUCGCUUCCGAGCAGGAGCCCCAGCACAAGGUGCUGGCCGUGACACAGACCUCCAAGGAUAUCAAGUUCUCUGUGCGCAUUCCGCCGGAGCGGCUCGACGAUGACACCCCGCGUCCUCCGCUGUGGUGCGAGCUGUACUAUGACCCGGCCAGCGACAAUCAGAUCCUGCUGAAUCGCUCCGAGGUGCCCAUAUCCUUGACUAGAAUAUCCGACGGGCCCGCCGCGACCGCCAGUUGGACAGUGAAUCCGGGAACCCCCAAGGCCCUCUCGCCAGGCACUUGGCGGAUCAAUGUUCGAGACAUUUCAGUCCUCGAUUUUAGAGUUUUAGAGAAGCGGCCCGCUUUCUUCAAGAAGGAGGACCCCGAACCCAGGGAAGAGGCCGCUUCGGGCUCAGGCUCAGAUGCGCUCAACGCCUCCGGCAAGCGGUCCUUUACCGUUGACGAGGAUGCUUCGAGGACCGAGAAGAAGCCGCGCACGGUGGAAGAUGCUACCGUAAAGGAGGAGAAGGAGGACGGCGUCAUCAUGUUCCUCCGCCCCGCAGCCAAGCCCCUCGUCUUCCCUCUCCCUACCGAAGCCAAGGGUAGGGAAGUCGUUGCGUCGAGCGGCCAUGCCCUUCUCGACAUGCAGAAUGAUGAUACAGUGGUAAUCCCAGGCGGAUGCGAGAUCGAUGAGUAUACCGUCACCAAGCGCGACCAGAUCGCGUCUACGGCGCUCUCCUCCGUCUACAUCGCCAAGCACUCCAACGUGCCGGACGGCAUCGUCACCGUCAAGGUCCUCAAGACUCGCGCCUUAAACCCGAGCGCCAAGCCCCAGGACAAUAACGAGCGGAAUGUUAUCCGUCAGGCCGACAUGUGGCUGCGCGAGUACCAGUCCCAGGAUGACCUUCAGCAUGAGUCUAUCGUCAAACUCUACGGUGGUGACGCGCGCUACCUGUCGCUGUACAUGGAGCAUGUCGAUGCCAAGGACCUCUCGGCCAAGGGCGUGUGGCGCAACCACAUCGACCACAGCUUCCUGGGCGACCGCGCCGACGCCUUCACCAUCCUCCGCGACAUAAGCGGCGCGCUGCAUUACCUUCACAGCAAGUCGCUUGUGCACAACGACAUCAAGCCUGCCAACAUCCUGUACUCGCCCACGCGCGGCGCCGUGCUCUGCGACUUUGGCCUCUCAACGCACACAAGCGGGCCCGUGACGACCGGCGGCACGCCCUACUACAUCCCACCCGAGUUCAUCGGCAAGAAGCUCCGCGGUCCACCGUCAGACGUUUGGGCGCUCGGCGUGACGAUGCUUUACGUACUCGGCCAGAUCCCCUUCCCAGACGCCCGCUCGCGCAAGGGGCCCCGCCCGCUGUACUGGAUGAUUGCCGACGUCAACCGCCCCAUGCCCGCCGUGAGAGAGCGCGCCCCGCCAUGUUCCGCCGUGGACAUGAUGUACAUAUGGCUGAGCGAGGUCGCGCAGGCUCGGGACAAGUUGUACCCGCGCGACAAGCUCGAGCGGCUCGUUUCCGAUAUGUUGAUUCCCCAACCCAACCAGCGUAUUACGAUGGCAAGGGUUAUGCGAGAGCUGUUCCACGUUGAACAGACUCUCGCGAAUAGAUGA